UUUUUUUUGCUUCACUUGUUCAUGCUUAUUUAUAUAUUCCAAAUUAUAAAUGUCCAGAAGAAGACGCCCUACAAAAGUGUCUCAAACAUUAUGUUAAAGGUCCUACUUAUUUUCGUAAAGAUUAUUUUGCUUAUAAAAAAGAUCUUUUGUUUAAUCACAAUACACGAACAAUUCAUUUUCCGGUGGCAUUUGUUCAUCCAUUAGAUGUAUUGGAUGUUCAAAGUGCUAUUAAAUGUGGAGCAAAAUUAAAUUUUACCGUUAUUGCAAGAUCAGGUGGUCAUUCUGAGGAAAAUUAUAGCAUUGGAGAUAGAGAUUGUAUUUUAAUCGUUGAUCUUAGGAACAUGAAUAAGAUAUUCGUAGAUGUAACCACACAAACUGCUUUAAUCGAAACAGGAAAUACUCUGGAUACAUUAUAUUAUGGUUUGAAUGAGUAUACUUUUGCUUUUCCGAGUGGUGAAUGUUCUUCAACUGGUGUUGGCGGCAUUAUUAUGGGUGGUAAUCUGGACUGGAGAGACAACUAUUUAUAA
This is a messenger RNA of Dentiscutata heterogama, 527 nucleotides long. The record is from the annotation of a GenBank genome assembly. NCBI's taxonomy places the organism in Eukaryota, Fungi, Glomeromycota, Glomeromycetes, Diversisporales, Gigasporaceae.